Molecule: messenger RNA, 2244 nt
Organism: Cantharellus anzutake
Lineage: Eukaryota; Fungi; Basidiomycota; Agaricomycetes; Cantharellales; Hydnaceae
Exons: 2
Coding region: 1-2244 (747 amino acids)
Source: RefSeq, a predicted model, not a curated record
AUGGGAGAAGUAGAACAACAGCUGCUACUGCAGGAGCAGUGUCGGAAGCGGGACGACGAAUACCACUAUCUCCAUCUUCCUACGCCUGAUUACAACGAGGCUACCAGUACUUCUUCUACUUCUAUCUCAAUAUCCUUCUCAAAUCCUCCUUCCUCCUCUUCCUCCACUCCAACCAAGAACGACACCAACUCAACUGCUACGACUGCUACCAAUACUCUCGCACUUGAUUUGAGCAGGUCUCCACCUCGCCUUCUACAUCAUCCUUCAUCUCGUUCCUCCAUCUUAAAGCAGCGCCUCCCUCUCUCGCCUUCUCAUCAAUCGUUAUAUUCUCAUCAUCGUACUCCCUCUGCUCCUUCUACCAUUGCGCACUACAACAGUAACAUCAUCAUCUCGUCCUCUCUGUCUACCUCUUCCACUGCUGGUAUAACAAGAACACCCACUCGCACUAGAAACAUGGCUACUGCAUCCACCUACCUCUCACUGCACGCUCCCACUCAUCCUCACGCCUUUCAAACCGUGUCCGCUCCUGGUACGCCUGAGAGGCAAAGUGGUCUUAGGCGAUCUGGUGCUUCCUCAACCAAUGUCCCUCGAAUGGCUUCGACAAGUACGACAAGUAGUAAUGCGACUGUCAGAGCUGGUGCAGAGAGUCGUGGGCCCGAGGAAGGCGGUAGUAUGAACGUUGGAGGCGGUUUUAAUAGUUUGCCAAAUUCACCUAGUCGUCCGCCCACGGUGAGACAUGCAAGUCGGUCUGAGAAGAUAUUACGAGCGACGUUGGCUCCAUCCUCACAACACCCUUACUCAUCAUCAUCAAACGUCGAUCCGAGAUUGCAGAGGACGGUCUCGGGUGGAAUCAUGCCGCUACGUAAUCAUCAUCAUCAUCAAACUCAAAACGGCCCCUCUUCACAACAGUCAACGUACUAUGCCUCACCUGUCGAUGUGAACGAUCCGUUUGUGGGUGGUGGUCACAGACGACGACAGAGUUAUGGUGCUCCUGCUACCACUCCACAGUCGCAUUCCUCCAAACGGCAGUUCCAGGAAUAUGGGCCAACCACCACUACGCGCCCGAUCGAUAUGGGAUCUAACCCUAAUUUGUUCACGAGCAUUGCGUACAGUGGGACUGAAGGAAACUCUCGUGCGGCGGCGGGUUUGUCGGUUUCCGUUUCGCCAAGCAAGAGUAUUUUGAAUGGAGAUGGCGGUUUGGGAGGGUUACUGCAGCAGACGUACACAGCUCCAAGUGGUAUCCCUCAGCUGCCGGCUGGCGGCUCCGCCAACUCGACGUCGGUGUCAACACCCAAGGCGCGCCAUUCGUACACAUACUCGCAGCCGACGACACAACCCCACUUGAAUUCCCCCUUCAAUGGCGUCACGAUGAGUGGAAUGAGGUCACCUUGUUCGAGACCCAGUUCUCCCAGUCCGUUGGGGUUGAGAAGUAGGAACGCUAGUCCUAGUCCUGUUCGAAGCCGUGCGGGUAUGACGAAUGCGAAUUUGAAGGUCCUCGUUCCUAAUGGGAACGCUCCAAGCAAUACGUCGGACCGUUCGAGAUCCCGUUCACAUUCGUACUCUCGUUCGAGUAGUCGACGUUCCUCGAGUUCUCAUGCCCAAUGGGAUAACGACAUGUGCCGUCGUGGCGUUGAUGAGGAGAGCGAUAGCGAGGGUGAGGAGGGACGAGAGAUUGUACCACCUCCUCAUUUCAACUUUGCGGCGGGGAGUAAAUUUUGCCUUGGGGGCGGGAAGAGUCCUAUUUCGCCCUUGUCGAGGAGAACGAGUUUACACAGUCAGGGUCAGGUGUUGACGAUGGGUACGAACGCGGUGGUGAAUGGCAAGUUGCUGACUCCGCCGCCUUCUCCACCUUCUUCGUCACCCGCGUCUUCGUCGAUCCCUAAUUAUCUAUCCCAACCGCAAGCACAAUCACAGGCGACGACAUUGUCGAGUUCUGGCUCCAACUCUGCUUCUUCUUCACGAUCACACUCUCACAAUCACUCCCCACAUUCCACGUCUUCCCCUUCAAGUCCAUCACCCACGUCGGCAGCAUUGUUCGACCCAAAGAUUGCGUCGGACGUGUUAAGGUCCAAGGAAGGCUACGUCAGUUUUGCGGAGGUGAUGGGGUUGAGAUUGGACGUCGAUGGGGUCGAGGGUGGAUGUGAUUGUUGCAGCGGUGGGGAUGGAAAGUGUAGGAGGGAAGGGGGAGAGGAGAGGAAGAGAUGGUGGAGUGGUGUUGGGGGAUUGAUUUGGAAGUCGAGUUGA